AUGGCGGAUGAGGUCUUGGUGGAGGAGCAGCUGUUGCAGAAGCUUCGCUCCUUCGUCCUGGAGUGUUGUACACCCCCGCAAUGUUUGACCUCAACAUCUUCGACGGAGUCUCUCAUGACGCGAUCUCUCUGGACGCAAGAAAUUGAUUGCAUGCAUCUUCUUGACAUGUGCCCAAACCUGACUGAUAUUCUCUUUUUCCAGACGAUGACACUUAUAGAAGGCCUACGCCAGGUGUGUGGAGAAAUUUGCAAGAGUGCUGGGCGGUCUCUUAACCCAGCCGAGCUUUCCCCACGAUUAACGCAUCUGCCCACCGUGGGCGCGCCGCCACCGUCUAUGCCACCACCUCGUGGGGUGCUUGUCAGUCUCUGUGGAACUAUAGUACGAAUGAAUGCCAAACGUGUAGUACCAUUUGUUCAUAAACUGAAAUGCACCAAGUGUGGAGACACGGUUGAGGUGGCGUCUAGCCCUUUUGAUCGUGCCUCCAAGCCAAGAGGGCGUUGCGAACGCAAGGGGUGUGGAGGUGGGGAAUUGCAACCUGUUGGUCAGGUUUGGAUGGACUACGCAGAGUGUCGUUUGCAGCAGCGUUCCAGUCUCUCGGGUCGCCUCCCCCGUACCCUUCUUGUGACUCUUGAAGAUGAGCUGACGAUGAAAUGCACAGUGGGCCAGUUGGUAGAGGUUAUUGGCAUUUUGUUUCCAAAGUGGCGUGCCACGUAUCCCAACAGUCGGCCAGUUAUUGAACCUACAGUGUGGGCACUUAACAUCAGUUCGGUAGAGUCUUACCGGGAAGGAGGCCCUGGUAAAAUAGCUGCCGUACCACGACGUAAACCACCUGAUUCAAUGGAAGGAUCUGCUUUUAGCCCUGAAUCAUUUUUUUCCUCCUUCUGCAAGGAUAAACUACGCAGAAGCACUGCCUUGGUCACUUCUGUGUGUCCACAUCUUGCAGGAUUGUUUGCCCCCCGUAUGGCUUUAAUCCUUGCGGUGGUAGGAGGGACUUGCACCACAGGCAAGUCACGUAUGCCCAUACGAUCCACAAUUCAUUGUCUCUUCGUGGGUGAUCCAUCGACAGGGAAGUCGCAAUUGCUGCGGUUUGCCGCCAUGAUUGCGCCGCGGAGUACAUCCACCACAGGGAUCGGGAGUACCUCCGCCGGGCUAACAGUGGCUGCAGCGAAGGAAAAUGGCGAAUGGGUUUUGGAACCGGGUGCCUUGGUACUUAGUGACGGUGGUGUUUGUGUGAUCGACGAGCUACGAACCGUGUCUUCGGCGGAUAGAGCUUCCCUUCAUGAGGCCAUGGAGCAACAAACCAUUUCAGUGGCCAAGGCGGGGAUGGUAACCAAACUCCGAACCUCUUGCUCUGUCAUUUCAGCGUGUAAUCCUCCUCCGAAACGGCACGGGGGGACAGAAAUUGGCGUGGGUGGACCCUUGCUUAGUCGUUUUGAUUUUAUUUUCUUGCUAUGGGAUAAGCCCUCGUUGGAAGUCGACAGUCGUGUUGCCACACACAUUCUUACCUGCUCACAAGCUGGGCAACAACCACCAUCUGUUCUUUCGCAAGAGGACAUUAGCCGCUACUUGCGGUGGAUCCAUUCUCACUAUGCACAACACGAGGGUCCUUUACUUUCGGAUCAGGCAGCGGAGCUUAUCAAGACGUACUACGAUCUGCAACAUCGACGAGGGACUUCACCUCUUCUUGCUGACUGUGUGCCAGUCACCAUACGUCUGCUGGAGUCCCUUGUGAGAAUAACGCAAGCGCAUGCAAAAUUGCACCUGGAACAUGUCUGCACAGAGGAGGAUGCGGCGUUAGCUAUUUUUCUGAUGGAGCAAAGCGCCCAUAGUCUAAAGUGUCCUUUGGAGUCUCUUGGUCCGGAGGUAUACACAAGCUCCAAGUCUCUGGAAGACUAUUUUCUCGAUCCAAGUUUGGAGGGGGUGCAAAGGCAACGCUGGGUGCUUCGGGCAAUUGUGGAUGUUUUUUCAAACUGCGGCAGCGCCCAUUCCUCCUCCGAAGACGCAGUGGCAGCAACAUGGUUGGAGAAGCUGAAGGCCCCGUCGGAGGGGGCGAUGUUGCCUUCGCAGCAGAGCAGCAACCCUGAAAGGGAAGGAUCAGUACCGAGCGAAGCGGUCUUGCGUAGUGCACGACGGUUGGAAGUGGAGGUGUCCUCUCCGUUUUCGAGUGUACAAACAGUGAUUCAGUACACACCCAGCUCACUGAUGCAAUCUCCCCUUAAGAAGAGUUCCAGACGCCGCGAUGCAGAUGAAAUCAUGAAUAGUCUGGUUUUUCGCUUUUGA
Messenger RNA from Trypanosoma rangeli, 2280 nucleotides. Its product is annotated as putative DNA replication factor. The record is from RefSeq and is a predicted model, not a curated record. Gene Ontology annotation, biological process: double-strand break repair via homologous recombination. The coding region runs from base 1 to 2280 and encodes 759 amino acids. Lineage: Eukaryota; Euglenozoa; Kinetoplastea; Trypanosomatida; Trypanosomatidae. Gene Ontology annotation, cellular component: MCM complex; nucleus. The transcript has a single exon. Gene Ontology annotation, molecular function: single-stranded DNA binding; single-stranded DNA helicase activity; ATP binding.